Protobothrops mucrosquamatus (brown spotted pit viper) is the source of this 1682-nucleotide messenger RNA. RefSeq names its product protein prenyltransferase alpha subunit repeat containing 1 (gene PTAR1). Gene Ontology annotation, biological process: protein prenylation. Lineage: Eukaryota; Metazoa; Chordata; Lepidosauria; Squamata; Viperidae. Gene Ontology annotation, molecular function: protein prenyltransferase activity. The record is from RefSeq and is a predicted model, not a curated record. The transcript is spliced from 7 exons. Gene Ontology annotation, cellular component: cytoplasm. Bases 18 to 1319 code for a protein of 433 amino acids.
GGGGCAGCAGCCCGAAGAUGGCUGAGUCCCCGGAGGAGGUGGCCGUGCUGGUGCAGCGGGUGGUGAAGGACAUCAACAGCGCCUUCAAGCGCAACCCGCACAUAGAUGAAAUUGGAUUAAUCCCCUGCCCUGAAGCCAGAUAUAAUCGAAGCCCAAUAGUGCUGGUUGAAAACAAACUUGGAGUGGAAAGCUGGUGUGUCAAAUUUCUUUUGCCCUAUGUCCAUAACAAGCUUCUUCACUACAAACUAAGAAAGCAGUGGCUCAACAAAGAAGAGUUGAUAGAUAUCACAUGUACCUUGUUGUUGCUGAACCCAGAUUUCACUACUGCAUGGAAUGUAAGAAAAGAAUUGAUACUGUCUGGCACUUUAAAUCCCAUUAAAGACUUACAUCUGGGGAAAUUGGCACUAACCAAGUUUCCAAAAAGUCCAGAAACAUGGAUUCAUAGACGAUGGGUUCUGCAACAUUUAAUUCAGGAAAACUCCUUGCCCGCUCUUGUGACUAAAGGGAACUUAGAAGCAUUACCCACGGAAAAAAUACAGCGGCUGGUGAAAGAAGAAAUGGAUGUUUGUUGUGAUGCUGCUGGACGAUAUCCAAGUAAUUAUAAUGCCUGGUCCCAUCGUAUCUGGGUGUUACAGAAUUUGGCAAAGCUCAAUACAAAGAUUCUUCUCGAUGAACUUUCUUCCACUAAACGCUGGGUCUCCAUGCAUGUUUCAGACCAUAGUGGAUUCCACUACCGUCAGUUUUUAUUAAAAUCUUUGAUUGUCAGAACUGGGACUGAUUGUAUUAUAAAGUUAUGUGAUCAUCCAACCAAUCAACAAACAUCUUGUUUUCCAAAAGAUGAAGCGGAUGAAGGUGCAGAAGCUUUUUGCAUGGAAAAGCAACAGCCAGAUCACUCGCUGUAUCUGAAAGAGGAAAUAGGGCUCUGCACUGAUUUAAUUGACACUUACCCAGGGCAUGAAACGUUAUGGUAUCACAGACGCCAAGUCUUCUACCUUCAAAACCACUUAAAGAAGUGUCCAGUUCCAAGCAUCUGGUCAUCCACUUCAAACAAUAAGGAUGGAACAGUUAAUAAUUCACAUCCUCAUGUUACAACUGGCCAUACCACACAAGCCAUGGAUGUUGACGGUUUAUCUGAAUGCAACAAACAAAGCUAUAGUCAAGAAACCAAACGCCUGAAGCGUGCUCCUAUGCAGGACUGUAUCAACGUGGAAGAAGAAUAUAAGUUCAUCGAUCACGUUUUGUCAACGUGUAGGGAGGGGGAUCAGGCAAGGUUUGCAAGUUCAUACAGAAAAUGGCUAGUUUCUUUUCUAGGUCAGUGAAGAUCUUUUAAAACUCUUUAGGGUCUUUGUUUAGUGCAAUAUCCUCUUUACAGACAGGUGUACUUAGGACCCCUGGCACUUUUCACCCUUCUGUUAUUCCUGCCACUGCUAAACUUCAUUUAUUGACGUUGGGUUUAGUUCUAUUUAUAUUUUUAAAAAACACUUUGUGUUAAUUUUUAUGGAUCUUUGUAGGAUAGCCCCACCUAAAAAGGAACUGCUUAGUGUUAAUAUAAAUUAAGUGCAAAUUUUAAAGUAACUAAUAUAACUGGAGAAAUAGGAAAAUAGAAAGGUAGAUCUACUGGUGAACAAUGAUUUCAUUCUUAAAAAUACCUCGUCCAUAAUAAAUGCACCUAAUCAAAGUCA